AUGUACUUCUUCUCUGCCGCCUGCGAGAACUUCGGUCUGGUCAUUAACACGCAGAAGACAGUGGUGAUGCAUCAACCGCCACCCAACUCAGCCACAGCCCUUAGCGCGCCACAAAUCAGCGUGAACGGAACCCAAAUGCAAGUGGUGGAGAACUUCCCGUACCUGGAUAGUACCCUCUCCCGCAACACCAAGAUCGAUGACGAAGUGGCCAACAGAAUCUCGAAAGCCAGUCUAGCCUUCGGUCGCCUCCAAAGCACAGUUUGGAAUCGUCACGGUCUCCAACUGAGCACGAAGCUGAAGAUGUACAGGGCCGUCAUCUUGCCGACGCUACUGUAUGGAGCGCAGACCUGGACGGUGUACACGAGACAGGCACGUCGACUGAACCACUUCCAACUCAGUUGUCUUCGUCGCAUCCUGAGACUGAACUGACAGGAUCGAAUCCCCGACACUGAUGUGCUGGAACGAACGGGAAUGCUGUGCAUCUACUCCAUGUUGAGACAAAUGCAGCUGCGCUGGAGCGGCCACUUGGUGCGCAUGGACGACGAGCGACUACCCAAACGACUCUUCUACGGAGACAUCGCGACGGCCUCUCGCCGCCAAUGAGCCUAAAUUCGGAGAUACAAGGAUACACUGAAGUCCCCCCUGAAGCGUCUGUAAAUCAACCCGACCAACUCGAAAGAGCUCGCACUCGACCGACCGAUCUGGAUGAGGACAGUGAAAACAGGCGCUGCUAUCUACGAAGCCAACCGCAUCGCCACUGCCAAAGUGAAACGCGGAGCCUUUUAAUCACAAAUUCGCCCAGCACGUAACGCCAUUGCACAACAGCUGCCAACGUGUCCUCUAUGUCAACGUACUUUCCGGGAUCGAGUCAGACUUUUUGGACAUCUUCGGACCAACUGUGCCUCUCGAACUGCACCAACCAUCAUCCCGUCAUCCGCCUCUUUCUCUUCCUCUCUGCCGCCAACUAAAUCUGACAAUUCUUCUGAACCACCACUUCCAUCAUCCUCCUCCUCCUCCUCCUUCUCCUCCCCCGCUGCCCAAAUAAACGGCCGCUCAGGCGUCUGUCGCGCAAGACAAUAACGCAUCACCCCUUCAACCUCCAACUUCAGAGGUGAGGACCAGUGCUACAACUGCCCUUACUGCGACCGCACCUUCACCUCACGCAUCGGCCUGGUCGGUCACUUGCGAAUACAUCUCACAGAGACUGGCGAACCAGUGCCUGGAACACCAAACUACACCCAUAGCACUCGCCUCCACUUCCCACACUACCCUCGCACCUUCACGCAUCACAUGGGCCUAUUCGGCCACAUGCGCAUCCACGACGACCUGCGGUAUUCAACCGCCUGUUGCACCACACCAUCAGACCCUCCCUCCUUCACCACCAACAAAACCACCCCACCACACAUCAACACUCACCCACCGCAUGCACCCAUCUACCACCUCCCAUGCAAGUGGGAAGUGCGCAUCUCGACUAGGUCACCAUGCGACUUCGGCUGCACAGAUGGAUUGAGUCCGAGACUAUCCCGACACGUCAAGCGUCGUGGAUAGGUAGGCUGCUGAUUGACGCCCCCUCACUCGAUCCACGCAGUCCAUUCCGUUGUGUGCGUGUUGUGAGGAGUGGCGGACUGGUGGGCUGGGGACGGGCUGAAACAGCACCUUCCACGGCCAUCUCACGCAAAUGAGAGACAGGCCGUUCGACCCCCGUUUUGUGAAAUCCUGGUGUGUGUGUGUGUAUGGGGGGCCAGGUGGUGCAUGUAGCACGCGCAGGCAUGGUCAGUCGACCGUGUCAGCCACUGCGCCCAUUCCCCACUCCAGUCUACUAACCGACUCGGACGGUGGCUGGGGUGUGGGAAUGGGAAGUGUGAGUGAGGUCGACGACUCAGCACACAUAUCCUCACAAUUAACAAUCUGACGUGCUUAAAGCUACAACGGUGCGCUAAAAGCCGUGGCUUGGAAGGUUGUCAACUGACGGGGUAACUCGGACCUCCUCCUCCUUCACGGGAGGCGGUCUGAGAGUAAGGCUGCAAUGGCUCCUUUUUAAUGUGGCCUUUAUGGCACUCUCACGAUAGUGCGGGUAUUCGUGCCAGUCGUUGGCGGCACGCCCAGGUGCGGCCUCGGCCGUGCCAGCCUACAUUCUGUGUUUUGUGGUAAAAAUCCUGGUCAUUUGUUGUGUGGAUCAGGGGGUGUGGUGGAACGCCAAGGGGAGGAUCGUCCGGGCCAUUCACCUGCGGCCUCUCCCGUCUCCGGUCUUCUUGACCCUGUCUUGACACCGGACUCAGGCGGGGGAGGAGAAGAGAGUGUAGGUAGAUGCAGCGCAAGUCUACUGGCACUAUAAACCCCUGCGCAAGUCACCGUUCCUGCUCCCACAAUGCAGUCUGUGGGGCACACGGUGGUCAUCGUCGAAAUCGACGGUCGAAAUAUCGGGCCACGUGUUAGAUGCGCUGGACCAACACGGGGCCACAUCGGACUUUGGCAGGCGUUAUAUGUGCGCAAUAAAUAAUGCCAACAUUCCUGGUGUGCGCUGGCGGACCCUGUUGUCGGCAUUCGUCGCUCAACUGGACCACUGCCUCCACCCCAUUGUUUUGUGGUCAAAAUCGUGGUCUUUGUGUGUGGACCAGGAAUGCGGAGUGGAGCGCCAAGGCGAAGAUCCGUCCGAGCCAUCCACCUGCGCCCUCCCUCGUCUCCGGUCUUCUUGACUCUGUCUUGACAGCGGGCCCAGGCGGGGUAGGAGGAGAGAGUGUAGGUAGAUGCUACGCAAGUCUACUGGCACUAUAAACCCCUGCGUAAGUCACCGUCCCUGCUCCCACAAUGCAGUCUGUGGGGCACACGGUGGUCAUCGUCGAAAUCGACGGACGAACUGUCGUGUGUGUGUGUGUGUGUGUGUGUGUGUGUGUGUGUGUGUGUGUGUGUGGGGUGUAGGGGUGUCCAGCGGUGGAUUAACGUGAAGGUCGUAGUGGUCGCUCACUUGCUUGCAGGUGAGACUACGCCUAGCGUCCAUUUGCUGGCAACCAACUCUCACCUGUGGCUCCACGUAGCUGGGCUCUGCUCAGCGGCCACACUCCGGGCAACCGCCUGGAAAGGCGGGCUAAACCAGGUGAGGGCGCUGUGCGUUUGUGCCGCGUGCACAGUGUACUGCGGACUCCGCUGGAUGUUUGGUCGGAUGAAACACUGCGCCGGCAUCGUCGAGACGAGGCUCUGCUUGGUACGCCGUUGGACAACUGUGCCGGGACGGGCCUCCUCAUCGCCUUCGCUGAGACGCGUCCAAAUUCGCCGACGGAGACCGCGGACCUUCGGCAUAUGCGGUCGUUCUCCACUACAAACAUAAAAGUCGUGGCCCCAUAGUGGGAUUCGGUCGCGCCAACCAGGCACAUGGGCAGCCCGAUUCAGGGGUGGCACUGCCUGCUCCCGCAAGGAGAAGGGCCUAGAAAAGGUGGCCUAAAAAUUGCUGGGCACCUCGCCGUCUGCAGGCCAGCCAAGGCCGCAGAUGCCAUCAACACGGUCGAAAAUAUCAAAAUCGAAACAAUAACAAUACCAAUUACAACAACAACAAUCUUACUCACUCUCCUCAUCCUAACACUUCUUCCACUACCUCUGUCUAUUCUUCUGCCUAUUCUCCUCCUUCGUCAUCUUCUUCUCCACCUCCUUUCCGUCGCCCCACUCGUUUUCCCCAGACUGACAGGGUGAGCCUGCUCACUCUGGCAGCCUGGAAUGUUCGUUCCCUUUUAGACAAUCCGAGGAGCAACGGACCGGAACGGAGGACGGCGCUAGUGGACCGGGAACUGGCGCGCUACAAGGUGGACAUCGCCGCACUCAGCGAGACCCGAUUCUCCGAACAAGGCCAACUGGAGGAGGUGGGUGCCGGCUACACCUUCUUCUGGAGUGGUCGACCCAAGGCAGAGCGACGGGACGCGGGUGUCGCCUUCGCCAUCCGGAACGACAUCGUGGGACGACUACCCUGUUUGCCGCAGGGCAUAAACGAUCGCCUGAUGAGCCUCCGUCUGCCUCUCCUGAGUGGGGGCAAAGUCGCCGCCAUCAUCAGCGCCUACGCUCCGCCUAUGAGCAGCCCCGACGCCACCGCGAGAGACAAGUUCUACGAGGACCUGCACGCCCUCCUGGGGACUGUGUCGAAGGCGGACAAGUUGAUUGUCCUUGGCGACUUCAACGCCCGCGUCGGCACAGACCAUACUGCCUGGAGGGGAGCGCUGGGUCACCACGGUCUCCGCGGCUCCUACGACAACGGCCUGCUUCUCCUCCGCACCUGCGCAGAACACCGCCUCACCCUGACGAAUACCUUCUUCUGUCUGCCGGAGCGAGAGAAGGCCACCUGGAGGCAUCCUCGGUCGCGUCAGUGGCACCUGCUGGACUAUGUCCUCGUCCGGAGGCGAGAUCAGCGGGAUGUGCUGGUGACGAAGGCGAUCGCGGGUGCUGACGGGUGGACCGACCAUCGCCUCGUCAUCUCGAAGCUGCGUAUUCGCCUACAGCCUCGCAGGAGACCAGAAGGUAAGCGACCCCCAGGUAAGCUGAAUGUUGCUUUGUUGUCUUUGCCUGCUCACAGUCUCCAUUUCAGCAAUGAGCUAGCUCAACGGUUAGACAACGUUCCUAUCGCUGCCGCCGCCGCCGCCGCUGCCGAGAACGCCUCCGUGGAGAACCGAUGGUGUCAACUGCGAGACACGGUCCAGUCGACGGCGCUCGCCGUCCUCGGUCGCACUCCCCGCCAACACCAGGACUGGUUCGACGACAACGACGCUGCCAUCAGAAAUCUGCUUGCCGAGAAGAACCGCCUACACAAAGCCUACGUAGAUCACCUUACUGAGGACAACAAAGCUGCCUUCUACCGCAGUCGCCGACAGCUUCAGCAACGGCUGCGCGAGAUGCAGGACGCCUGGACUGCUCGCAAAGAUGAGGAGAUCCAAGGGUACGCGGACCGGAACGAAUGGAAGAACUUCUUCUCCGCAAUCAAAGCCGUCUACGGUCCGCCGACGAAGGGCACUGCUCCUAUCCUCAUCGCCGACGGCUGCACUCUCCUGACUGAGAAGACGCAAAUCCUACAGCGAUGGGCCGAGCACUUCCGAGGCGUCCUCAACCGCCCUUCCGUCAUCUCCAACGCCGCCAUCGCCCGCUUGCCGCAAGUGGAGAACAACGCGGACAUCGGCCUCCCGCCAUCUCUCCAGGAAAACAUCAGGGCAGUGCAGAAGCUCUCGAGCGGGAAAGCACCCGGAUCGGACGCAAUCCCUGCCGAGAUCUACAAGCACGGAGGUCCCCUACUGAUGGAUCACCUGACUGCGCUCUUCCAGGAGAUGUGGCGUCAAGGUGAAGUCCCGCAAGAUUUCAAGGACGCAACUAUCGUGCACCUAUACAAGCGAAAAGGGAAUCGCCAAGUCAGCGACAACCACCGCGGCAUCUCCCUGCUGAACAUCGCCGGGAAGAUCUUCGCCCGCAUCCUGCUCAACCGCCUCAACAGUCAUCUGGAACAGGGCCUUCUGCCGGAAAGCCAAUGCGGCUUCCGUCGUCAUCGUGGGACCACGGAUAUGAUCUUCGCAGCCCGCCAAAUUCAGGAGAAGUGCCAGGAGAUGCGGACCCACCUGUACUCUACCUUCGUGGACCUGACGAAAGCCUUCGACAUGGUGAAUCGUGAAGGACUGUGGAAGAUCAUGCAGAAAUUCGGCUGUCCGGAGCGAUUCACUCAGAUGGUGCGUCAGCUGCACGACGGUAUGAUGGCGCGAGUCACGGACAACGGAGCUGUCUCAGAGGCAUUCGCAGUGACCAACGGAGUGAAGCAGGGCUGUGUGCUGGCGCCUACGCUCUUCAGUCUUAUGUUCUCUGCCAUGCUGAUGGACGCCUACCGCGACGAACGCCCUGGAAUCUCCAUCGCCUAUAGUACGGACGGUCACUUCCUGAAUCGACGGCGCAUGAACUUCCAAUCGCGCGUAUCCACAACCACCGUGCACGAACUACUCUUCGCCGAAGACUGCGCCCUGAACACCACCUCCAAAGCGGAGAUGCAACGGAGCAUGGACCUAUUCUCCGCCGCCUGCGAGAACUUUGUGCUGGUUAUCAACACGCAGAAGACGGUGGUGAUGCAUCAGCCGCCUCCAAACUCAGCCACAGCCCCCAACGCGCCGCCGCAAAUCAAAGUGAAUGGGACUCAACUGCAAGUGGUAGAGAACUUCCCGUACCUGGGCAGCACGCUCUCCCGCAACACCAAGAUCGACGACGAAGUAGCCAACAGGAUCUCGAAACCAGUCAAGCCUUCGGUCGCCUCCACAGCACAGUUUGGAAUCGUCAUGGUCUCCAACUGA
Spirometra erinaceieuropaei is the source of this 6299-nucleotide messenger RNA. The record is from the annotation of a GenBank genome assembly. NCBI's taxonomy places the organism in Eukaryota, Metazoa, Platyhelminthes, Cestoda, Diphyllobothriidea, Diphyllobothriidae.